Molecule: messenger RNA, 1763 nt
Organism: Saprolegnia diclina VS20
Lineage: Eukaryota; Oomycota; Saprolegniomycetes; Saprolegniales; Saprolegniaceae
Exons: 2
Coding region: 1-1692 (563 amino acids)
Biological process (GO): L-arabinose metabolic process
Molecular function (GO): alpha-L-arabinofuranosidase activity
Source: RefSeq, a predicted model, not a curated record
AUGGUCAACAACAUCCUCGGCUUUCUAGCACUGAUCCUUGCGGCUGUCGCCGCUACAAGCACUCCCAACUCGGCAGGCAUGAACAACAGCUUUUACUACUCAAUGUGGUCGGACGGCGUCUCGGACGUGACGUACACCAAUCUGGCGGCCGGCGGGUACGCAGUCAAGUGGUCGAGCGCCAGCAACGGCGGCGGCAACUUUGUCGCGGGCAAGGGCUGGGAGGUCGGGACGCACCGCACCAUCUCGUAUUCGGGGACGUACACGCCCCGUGGCAACAGCUACCUCACGGUUUACGGCUGGUCGCACAACCCGCUCAUCGAGUACUACAUUGUGGAGAACUACGGCACGUACAACCCCGGCAGCGGCGGCCAGCUCAAGGGCACCGUCACCUCGGACGGCAGCGUCUACGACAUCUACACGGCCAUGCGCUACAAUGCUCCCAGCAUCGAAGGCGACAAGACUUUCCAGCAGUUUUGGUCCGUGCGCCGCAACAAGCGCACGGGCGGUAGUGUCACGACCGCCAACCACUUUAACGCGUGGGCCAAGCUCGGCAUGAAGAUUGGCACAACGAUGGCGUACCAAAUCGUCGCGACCGAGGGCUACCGCAGCAGCGGUUCGGCCAGCAUCACGGUGGCGGCCGACGGCGCCUCAUCCAAGCCCACCUCCAAGCCCACCUCCAAGCCCACCGCCAAGCCCACGUCCAAGCCCAAGCCCAAGCCGGCGUCGAAGGACAACCUUCCCACGAGCUUCAAGUGGAGCUCGUCCGGUCCGCUCAUCUCGGCCAAGGCCGAUGGCAAGGGCGUGAACGCGAUCAAGGACCCGACGAUCGUGCAGGUCAACGGCCAGUACCACGUGUUUGCGAGCACGGCGUCGAAAGCCGGGUACAACCUCGUGUAUCUGACGUUUUCGGACUGGGCCAAGGCGCAGUCCGCGCAGUUUCAUUACCUCGACGCGACGCCGAUCGGGAAGGGGUACCGCGCGGCGCCCGAGGUUUUCUUUUUCAAGCCGCACAAUCUGUGGUACCUCGUGUACCAAAACGGCAACGCUGCGUACUCGACCAACAAGGACAUUGCCAACCCAUCCGGGUGGUCGGCGCCGCAGAACUUUUACGCGAGCCAGCCCAAUACCAUCAAGCAAAACAUCGGCAACGGCCACUGGGUCGACAUGUUUGUGAUCUGCGAUGCCGCCAACUGCCACCUCUUCUCGUCGGACGACAACGGCCACCUCUAUCGGUCGUCCACGAGCAUCAAGAACUUUCCCCGUGGCUUUGGCGAGCCCGUCAUCGCGCUCCAGGAUACGGUCAACAAGUUUGCGCUCUUUGAGGCCUCGUGCAUCUACCGUAUCGGCAACCAGUACAUGCUCGUCGUCGAGGCCAUUGGCAGCGACGGCCAUCGCUACUUUCGGUCCUGGAAGGCGUCGAGCCUUAGCGGCGCCUGGACUGCGCUCGCCAACACGGAGGCCAACCCGUUCGCGCGCGCCAGCAACGUCCUGUUUGCCAAUGGCGCCGCGUGGACCAAGAGCAUCAGCCACGGCGAGCUCGUGCGCACGCAGACGGACCAGACGCUGACGGUGGACCCGUGCCAGCCGCUGCGCUUCUUGUACCAGGGCCUCGACCCCAAGGCCGGCGGCGACUACGACGCGCUGCCGUACAAGCUCGGUCUUUUGACGCAAACCAACGCCGUCAAGUGCUAAUGCGUUGGUCUUUUGUCGUUGCUCUUGCCACGAUCAGUGAUAUAAUGUCAUUUGGUGUCACUAUUCCGAUU